ACAUAUUUCAACGGUAUUUUCUGUACCUUUCUACCUUUGCUCUGAUCAUUCAUUCAACUUUCAAAAUAUCGUACUGUGUAAAUCCACUCUUUGUCCGCACUAAUUUGUGUACACCUUAAAUUCAGCUUUGAAUAUUUUCAUUCAUUGGAUGAAACCAUUCAACGCCACAAUAAACAAACACUGAUCUUUAACCAUUUUUCAAAUUCAAAUUUGACAUUUCACAACAACAAAAUUUCAAACAAAACAAAAGCCAGAGAAAAUGCUAAAUAAGUUUUAUUAAAUUUUAAUGAAAUAAAGUACGAAAUGGAUCAAAAUGUUGAUUUAUUAUCUUAUAAAAACUGUGCUGGAUCAGAAUAUAAAGAAUUACUCCUCAAAUAUGCCAAAGAUUCCUUCAUGAAUAAAAACAUUGAACAUUCCAUAUUUUAUCAAAUAAAAUCGCUCUGUAGUGGUUUCGAAUCGCGUUAUGGUGAAAUAACUGAAGAAACAGAAUUUCCAGAGACAGAAAUCACUGAGGAACAAGAGCGACUAUUUCAAGAUCGUCCACUUUUCAAAUACGCUAUUGAAUACUUGAAAAGCAGAAAAGUUGUAAAAUCUUCUCUGAAACCCAAAAUCAGGAAAAGUACAUUCAACAACUCAAUAGAUUCCAUCCAAGAUGUCCAAGAUAUCUGUUCCUCACUUCCUCAAGAAUGGACAAUAAUCCAAUUAUGCAAGGAACAACGCGAAGACACCACUUACUCAAUUUUCCAAGAGAUCUUUGCUGCCAAUGCUCCCAUCUACCUCUCAAUUCUAAAACAUCCUCGAAGCAAAGACUACCCAAAACCUAUUUGUCUUCGAUUGACAAGUGACAAUCAAGAGGAACUUUUCAAAAAGUUCUCAAUUCUAACCAAGUCAUUCUCUGAAUUCUCAACUGUACCACCUGGUUCGGGUCAACCAAAGACCACUCGAGAAUUAGAAAGCUAUUGGGCUGGAAUGGCUGUUCUCGAAUCCCGAAUUGCGGAUGCAAUCGCUGAACUAAAGACUUUCAUGGGACCCUGGAUAAGUCUCCUCUGUGGCAAUGUAAAACCUCCCUUCAAAGAUAAACAACACAAGAUUUUUAAAGCUGUCGAUAAAUUCUGCGAUUCCAAUGACAUUGAAUGCCAGGAGCAACGAGUGCUGCUAAGUCUAUUAGCCCAACAGCGACACCUUCUCACUGAUGAACACAUAAAACAAGCUAGCACUGCUGUAGUUGCAAUGAUGGCAGGUGAUGGCGAUGAGGGUGCUGAUGGGGAAGAAGAAAACCUAACCACAAGUCGGGUAAUUUAUGAAUUUCUCAUGAAAUUGCCAUCGGAAGACGGAAUUGCAUUUGGUCCUUGCAUUCUCAUACUCGAUGAACGAAUUGAUCAUUUUUAUUGGGAAGUUUUAAAUCCAUGGCAAGAGUUGUGUCGUAUAAGCUCAUUUCAUAUUCUUGUUGGUCUGUAUGAGCGCUAUAAAUCGAAAAUCAAAAAAGGAUAUUUGAUGGCGGAUGUGGAGAAUGGACGUUGUGUCAUUAAUCCAGAUUCGAAUUUACCAAACAUGGAAGAACGAAUGAAGAAUUUCUUUAACUACUGGUUGCCCAAUUGGAAGUGCACAUAUAACAUUGUUCCGAAAAUGGAGGAUUACAGGAAAUUGUUUGAUGAAGCCGAUUGUUAUGUAUAUUGUGGCCAUGGAUCAGGACUUCAAUAUUUAAAUGGACGUAAAAUAAGUAAAUUCCAAAUGAAAUGCAUCGUCUUCCUAUUCGGUUGUGAUUCAGUUCGUCUGAGGUCUCCAGGACUUCAUGGUGAAAUGGUUGCCUCGCAUUUGUUUUAUCAUGCAGCUUUGUGUCCAGCUGUUGUGGGUACUUUGCAAUUAGGAUUCGAUUUUCAAGUAGAUAAAAUAGCAACCAACCUCCUUAGCGAAUGGAUUCCAUCGAAUAACCAAGACAUAGUUCACUGGCAUAAUAUUGAUAAAGCAUGUUGGAAAAAAGGAACAAUACAAUCUAUUCAGUCGAAAAACACAAGAAUUCUUAUGGAUAAUUAUGAAGGAAGUCUUGCAAAAGCUGUUUCAGCUAUUCAUCAAAAAACCGAAGAGAAACUUUAUAAAACUGUGGGUUUUGUCUAUCGCGGACUGCCAGUAUGGAAUGCUAGUGAAAAAGUACGUUGAAGAAAAUAAUUAAAACGAUUAAAAGCGCAUAAGAAAACAAAUCCUCAUUAAAAAAAUGUGUUGUUAUUGCAAUACAUGUGAAAAAAUUCGAAGAAUAAAUUUGAUCAUUAUUUUUUGAAUUGCACAAUUACUCAAAUUUGUACAUAUCCUAAAUCUUAUAGAGAGCACAACAGGUGAGUACUUCAAUGCUUAUGGCGUUAAUGCCUUUAAAUUUGUUUGUUUUUUUU
Molecule: messenger RNA, 2384 nt
Organism: Episyrphus balteatus (marmalade hoverfly)
Lineage: Eukaryota; Metazoa; Arthropoda; Insecta; Diptera; Syrphidae
Gene: Sse
Product: separin homolog sep-1
Exons: 14
Coding region: 304-2157 (617 amino acids)
Biological process (GO): meiotic chromosome separation; proteolysis
Cellular component (GO): cytoplasm; centrosome; mitotic spindle
Molecular function (GO): cysteine-type endopeptidase activity
Source: RefSeq, a predicted model, not a curated record